Hemibagrus wyckioides is the source of this 1253-nucleotide messenger RNA. RefSeq lists its product as uncharacterized. Lineage: Eukaryota; Metazoa; Chordata; Actinopteri; Siluriformes; Bagridae. The transcript is spliced from 7 exons. The record is from RefSeq and is a predicted model, not a curated record. Bases 68 to 826 code for a protein of 252 amino acids.
AUUUUUUUUUCAGUCGUACAGAAAUUUGUCGACGGUCCCUAAACUUCCGCUUCCGAAUCUCUGUCUAAUGUCUGAAUAUCAAGCUUCACCGCGGUCUUCGUGUGUAAGUCGAGAUAUAAACGGAGCAACUUAUUCAGAAACAUGUAAGCUUUUUGAUGAACAGGAACAACGUGCUUUAGAGAAUUUUAAACUAAAGUAUCGAUCUCGGCAGGCUGGUAUCGAUACUAUGGAUACGAUAGCGUACAGUCUUGCGCUUAAAAUCAUGGAGAUUGUGUUUUUCUUGUCUUGUCUUUUUGUAUUGGCGUUGAUCUGCGCGGCUGACCUGCCUUCGAAAUGCUGCUCUCAGACCAGUGAGAACAUCUCCUAUACCUGUGAGAACAUCAGUACAGUCAGUGGAUUCAGGUUAAGUGUUCCUGAGAGUUUACCACCUAAAUGCCUGGAGGAAUGUGAGCAUGGCUGGUACACUAAGAACAACACCUUUCUGGUUGACUCAAAAGAGACCUGUGGCAAUUUAUCAGAGCUUAUAGUAAAGGUAACCCCUUGGAACGUGACCACACACACCUGUUUGGACGGAGCAUACUGGAAAAUGGACUGUCCCUGCUCAGGAAAAAACAAUUUGGUGGUUUCCUACGAAGCUGUUGAAAGUCCAAAACCUGUGGGUAAGGAUGUGGAGGAAGGCUCAUACAAUGGAAAAUUGCUGCAUCUGCUGUGGCUCCUGCUGUGCAUCCCUGUGUUUGCUGUGCUAAUAUGGAAUUGCAAGGAAAAGGCUAAGGAGCAGAAUCACUGGUACAGCUCUGUGGUGAAUGGAGUCCUAUCUCUCAGGUAGAUCCUUUAAAGUCUCAAUGAGGGGAGGGAGCCUGAAUCUCAGCAACUCACAAGUGGGAUUCCUGACAUCAAGAUCAAGGCCCCAUUAACAUCAGCAUUAACAAGUUGUUCACACUGGACAUCAGCUGUGCCUUUACCCUGGAGUUAAUUAGCACAAUUGGCACAAAGUGCUUAUACAAGCACAUAACAGACAAUUCCAUGAGCAAUAUUGAGAUAUGUAACCCUUGUGCAUUGUUCAAAAACACUACCAGUUUGUCAUGUUCUGGAUGAAAACAUUCACUAAAUUAAAAUGCUAUAAACACAUAUCAGAUCAAUAUUUGCUUAAAUCUAUUAACCUCAGUUCUGUUCAAAACUACUAAAUGUUUUUUUUAAAAAAGUGUUCAAGAAAAAAAAUGUGACCAGAAAUGAAUAAAACAUAAACUUUUGCA